GCGAAGAGUCGUCUCAGGGACUGAGAUCUGGGGUUCGGGGUAAAGGUUUCAUAAGAGCGAAGAGAAAACCUUGAACUGACAGGAGUGUGGGGAACGGUAUGAUGGAAGGGAGCGAAGUGUUCGAUACAGAUAGCGAUGAGACGAUAGUUGAGGGGUCCGUGGUUGAGAGCGACCUGGAAGAAAAAGAGUUUCGUGCGGAAAGACUCUCUUUAGUGGAUAAAGACAUGGUAUGGGAAAACAGCAUUACUUCAGAAGUAGCUAAUACAUAUGGAGAAAUGCUUUCCCCAAACAUUCCGUUUAAUUGCAUCAAAUUCCAUGCCCAUAAACAACUGGGACUAUUUAAUAUGCCAUAUCAACAGAUUAAUGAAAUGGAAGAAUCUCAAUCUCUGCUCCCGAUUGAGAUAAAAAGUGCUGUCAAUGCCACAAAUAUUGGUCAACUUGAUUGUGUAUCAGCAGCAACUGUAUAUGGAGAAUAUAAAUGCAUUGGUUUAGAAUCUAAAGUGCCUGGAGUUCUCGAGAUGUCACACCAAAAUAAUGAUCCUCUAGAAAAAAGUCUUCUCUCAAAUAUGGAUGCAGUAAAGUCAUUCUCAAAUGAUGUGCCAAAAUACCUAGAAACAUCAGUGACUUUCCAAAGCGGAAUGAUCAGUGGCAAGAAUGAUUUAGCAGAUAAUGAUCCAUUUCAUGAAGCAAUAGCAUCUAACAAGAUUAUAAAUAAUAUCGUAGAUAAAAUGUUUGGAGUGAAACAUAUAAUAGAACCACUUGAUGAAAUUGAAACCAACCAAAUGUCUGACAUUUUAGCAUGUCAGAAUGAUAUUUUUUCUAUAGAUACAUCUGUAAAUGAGGAGAGUAAUACUUUGCCAGUAGAACUUCUCACAGCUCUAAACACCUUGACAGAAUCUAUAGGAGCAGUAGUAGACAGAACUGGAUCAAGCACAAGAGAGAAGCAGCUAACACCGGAAGAUGAUGAUGAUGUCAGAGAAAUAAUAGAAACAGAUUUGAAAUCUCAGUGUCAUUUGCAAUGCCAUGAAGAACCAAAAGCUUUAACGAUAGCCAAGAUGUCAUGCACUUCAGGCGAACACACUGACUGUGAACAAUGUAUGCAUCCAUUGUGCCAUCCAGAUCCUCAAAAAACUGAUUGUUCUGGCAGACCAUCUAAAAAAGAAAAUUCCAGUUUAAAAGACAUUCAUUCACGCGGGCAUCUCUUCGAAGGAACUUCAUGUACAUUAAGGAAAUCAGCCCACGAAAGAAAGAGUGUUGCUAUAAAUGAUAUAGAUGCUACUUCUAACUGCCAACCAUUUUUAGAAGGAAUACAUCAGAAGAUGCAUAGCAGAUUUAAUGAUAAAGAUAAAGAAUAUAAAUCUUCGCAACUGGGAAUUUGCACAUACCAUUGCUCAUCUUCAGAUGCAAAUACCAAAAUUAAGCAAGUGAGGAAGAGCCAGAGGAUUGCCAAGAAAACCAGUAAUUACAUUUCACUGUCUGCAAUCAAUAGAAGAGAUGCUUUUGGUCAGACAUUGUUGCAUAGAGCUGCUACAGAAGAUGACCUAGAUGGUGUAUGUGCAAUGAUAAAAGCUGGUUGGACUCCAUUACAUGAGGCUAGUUUGGCUGGAUGCUUUGAAAUAUCAAAUGAACUUUUAAAAGCAGGAGCUGAUGUUAAUUGUAAAGGAUAUGAGCAAGUAACACCAUUACAUGAAGCUGUUAAAGAAGGUCACUACAAGGCUUCCUUACUACAUCAAGUUGGAGUGCAGCACACUGUGAUGUCUCUGUGGCUGCUGCAUUAUGUUUUGGAAAUGGACUGUGUUUCGGUUCAAGUAAUAGAUGUCUUGCUGAUCUUUUUUCGGUGA
Crotalus tigris (Tiger rattlesnake) is the source of this 1841-nucleotide messenger RNA. RefSeq names its product ankyrin repeat domain-containing protein 31-like. The transcript is spliced from 12 exons. The record is from RefSeq and is a predicted model, not a curated record. Gene Ontology annotation, molecular function: protein binding. The coding region runs from base 99 to 1841 and encodes 580 amino acids. Lineage: Eukaryota; Metazoa; Chordata; Lepidosauria; Squamata; Viperidae.